Molecule: messenger RNA, 3096 nt
Organism: Closterium sp. Naga37s-1
Lineage: Eukaryota; Viridiplantae; Streptophyta; Zygnematophyceae; Desmidiales; Closteriaceae
Source: the annotation of a GenBank genome assembly
AUGGAGGUUCUCAGUGACGUUUGGAUUAUGGAGUUACAAGGGGACACUGUUGCUAAAUGGACUUUACUGGACAGCAAGGAAGACUAUAACGGGGAUGGUGGCUGUGACGGGGUUGGGGGUGGCCUUGCAAGUGGGGGUGAAGGGAUCAAAAGGAUCGAAGGAGCGGAAGGAGCGGAAGGAGCGGAAGGGAUGGAAGGAAUGGGAGGGAUGGAAGGGACGGAAGGGGAGGGUUUGGUUGGGCCUGGGCCGAGGGCCGGGCAUUCUGCAACGCGGUUGGUGGACGGGCGGGUGGUGCUGUUUGGGGGCGAGGGGGAGAACAGGGACCGGCGGAACGACCUGUGGGUCUUGGAUGUGAGGAAGAGAGUGAGGGCCCUGGGCUGGUGCGGUGAGAGGCGUGGUGGUGCGAUGUGUAGUGGUGUGUGUGGUGGUGUGUGUGGUGGUGUGCGUGGUGGUGUGUGUGGGGCUGUGAGCGAGAGGCAGGCAGUGGGGUUGCUAGAGGGGGAGGGGAGAUGGGUGAAUGGCCGGUUGGUGGGUGCGGAGCUGAGGGAAAGAGGGGAGUUGGAGCGUGAAAGGUUGGAGGGUCGAGGGUUGGAUGGUCGAGGGUUGGGGGGGGAUUAUUAUGCGGAGGGUUUGAGAGAGUGUGCGGUACGUGGUGGGGGUGCUAGGAGUGGGGGAGGGCCAGUGGAGGAGGUGGGCGGCUGUAUGGAUGACAGAGGAAGAGAGGGUGUUGCAGAGGGGGCGUGUGAGUGGAAGCUGAAGGCGGUGUCUGAAGCAGGGCAAGCUGGUGGAGUGCCUAGAGCAGCAGAGGCGGCACAGGAUGCCCAGGUGGUGCAGCAGCAGCAGCAGCAGCAGGGGAGGAGAGGGGGAGCUCUGACUCACCACCACAGACUUCCUGCUGCUGUUCCUUGUCUGAGCACACAGACAGGCACAGAUAGAAUACUACCUGUAGCGCCAGCUGUAGCUCCCACCAUAGCACAACCAGCAGCGACAGCAACGGUAACAGCUGCAGCAGUGGCACCAGCAGUACGAGAAGCACCUACGGCACGAACCACAAGCAAUCCACCUGUACCCCCACUCUCCCUGCCAUCACCCCAACCAGCCUUGAAGCAGGCCCCAAAGCGGCACCCAUACUGGCACCGGGUGCAGGCACUGGGAGUAGCACCAGCAGCAAGGGCGUACCAUGGGGCUUGUGCUGUGGCAGGGGGCACGGCUGUGCUUGUGUACGAUCGACCAGUGCAAGGGACACACACACGCAGCAACCGCGGAGGGGUAGCGUUGCGUAGGGACUUCCAGCGCGGCAGGAACGGGCGGGUAGGCAGGUCGGGGCAGACAAGUGGGGUGAGUAAGCGCCACGACAAUUUCUGUCUCCUCCGCUUCCCUGUGCUUGCUCCCAUGUUCUCUCCGUCCUCUGCUGACCCGCACACACCCACCUCUCUCUCCCUCUCCCUCUCCCUCCCCGUCCCUCCCUGUCGCCUCCCGUCCCCUCCUCGCGCCUCUCGUGGCAGCUGUCGCUUUGGGGCGCGCUGCAGGUUCUCGCACCAGGCUCCCGCUCCCGCGCAGCAGCAGGCACCACGCCACAGCUUGACCUGCCCCGCUCUUUAUGGAGGAGGCAGGAAGCUGACGCUUGGCACAGGGCAUGCACAUAAGGAGGAAGGCAAGGCAAGUCAAGCAGGCAUGCACACGCUUAUGCUUGUUCCCGCCCUCUCUUUCCUGCCUGCCUGCCAUGUGCCCCUGCCCCGCACCGCACACCAUUCUUAUCAUCCUCCUGCGCCCUCUGCGCGUCUUCCUCCCCACCCACUCGUAUGCUCCUCCCCGUCCCUCUUCCUUUCCCGCUCUCCCCCUCUCCCUCUUCUCCUCCCCCUCUUCCCCUCCCCCUCUUUCCCUUCCCCUCUUCCCCUCCCCUUGCCUCCCUCCCCCGCCCCUUUCCCCCCCCAUCAGGGGAACCGCUACGCGGAGCCCAGUGGACAGUGGGGUGGGGGGGGCGGAUGGGGGGGAGGAGGUGGCAGGGGGCAGGGGGGAGGGGGAGGAGGUGGAGGGGGGCGGGGAGGGCGCGGAGGGGGGGGUGGGGGACGGCAGGGAGGGGGUGGGGGGCAGCAGGUUGUGCCUCGAGAGCACAGCUGCACGGAUCGGCUGGACUGUGAGUCGAUCAUAGCAGAGGAUGUGGAGAAUGAACGCCCGAUGUGGCGCCCAUCUGUAUACGCACACUGGAAGUAUUUACCCUGUGAUGUGGGGACAGAUGUGAGUCCAGAGGAGGCUCGCCUGCUCGCCUACACACAGGCGGCUCAGGGCGUUCCCCUGCCCUCCAUUGUGGCAUCAGAGCGGGCCAUGCUCGCCAAUGCCGAGGCCAUCCAUGCUGCCUUCCGCUCCCGCCGCUACACCGGCCCGGUCCGACAAAACCCUCCCAUUACCACCACCGCAGCAGCAGCACCCUCUGCCAUGCCAUUCUCCUCCGCACCCGCCUUCCCCCCGCCCGCCUUCCCCGCGCCCUCCCCCGCCUUCUCCGCCUCUCCAUCCGCCCCCGGCGCCCCUCUAGGUGCAGGGGGUAUGCUGUUUGGGAAGGUAGUGUCAGCACAACCAGCGGCAGCAGCAGCUGCCAUGUCUCCAUCACCGUUCGGCGCUACCCCCGCCUCCGCCUUCCCCCCGCCCCAGCAACAACAACAACAGCCGUCGCCGUUUUCCUUUGGCAAAUCCCCGUUCUCGAAUGCCCCAUCUCCUUUCUCCAACGCCGCAUCUCCGUUUUCCAACGCCCCAUCUCCUUUCUCACCGGCACCACCACAGCAGCAGCAGCACCAGCAGCUUGUUUUCGGACAACCCUCCUCCACCACCACCUCUCCCUUCCACACUGCUCCGUCACCCUCCCCAUUCGCCCCAACCACAUCGCCUUCCCCAUUCUCCCCCUUUGGCGCUAGCAGCCCCUCUCCCCUCUCCACCUCCCCCCCCGGCUUCCCCCAGCCUGCUUCCGCCCUGCCCCUUGCUGCUGGUGGUGCUGCUGGUGUGGGGGGUGGUGAGGGUGGGGGCGGGACCCUGUGGGCUGCAACCAGAUGGAAGCUUGGAGAGAUACCAGAAGACAAGCCGCCUCCUGCCGUGCGUGUAUGA